AUGCCACAAGCCACGACCACCGAGACCGAGACCGCAACCGAGACUUCGACCGCCACGGCGAUUGAAACGACCACUUCCACUAUCACCGCUUACGCAGUCGCAACCACGAUCGCCUCCAACGGCGUCCAAUACCGCAAGUACACCCACACCUUCAACGCCAACAACGGAGAUGGAGGCUUCACAUCCACCUACUUCAAAAGCCGCACCGCCGACUUCAGCGGCGCCCUAACCUCCCUCUCCUUCUCCACCCCCAACUGGCCAAGCGGCAGCUCGACCCUCACCCUCUCCGACGGCCGCUCCUUCGUCUCCGACCAGGCCGCGCUCCUCCUGCAGGGCUUCUUCAUCGCCAAAGAAACGGGCACUUACACGUUCUCAUCCUCCGGCAACGACGUCGAUAACUACGGGUAUGCGUGGUCGGGCGAUAGUGCGUAUAGCGCGUGGGAUGAUACCAACGCGGGGUUUAAGUCUUCGCGGACGGCUGCUGCGUAUAUCUCUGGAACGACCUCUCUGGUUAUGAAUGCGGGUGAUGCAGUUCCGUUCACGUAUUUGUGGGCGAACGGUGGGGGCGUUGGACAGAGUAAGGUGUACAUCAGGAGUCCGAGUGGGCAGACGACGACGAACUCUGCGGGAUACUUUGUUCAGGCUUGUAGUAGCGAGGUGUUUGUGUAG
Didymosphaeria variabile is the source of this 669-nucleotide messenger RNA. RefSeq lists its product as uncharacterized. The record is from RefSeq and is a predicted model, not a curated record. NCBI's taxonomy places the organism in Eukaryota, Fungi, Ascomycota, Dothideomycetes, Pleosporales, Didymosphaeriaceae. The transcript has 3 exons. Bases 1 to 669 code for a protein of 222 amino acids.